GGUGAGGACACGCCCUGGAGUGUUAGGCAAUAUAACAGGGAAACUACUGCAGAAACACUUCCCGGUUUCAGUGCAGCAGAGACAACUGUUACAGCAAGAUGGAGGGGAAGACUGGGCCAAUGCGUGUGCUGGUGACGGGGGGCAGCGGUCUGGUGGGGAAAGCGAUAGAGCGAGUGGUGAAGGAGGAAGGAGGAGCGAGAGAAGGAGAAGAAUGGAUCUUCCUCUCCUCUAAAGACGCUGAUCUAACAAAUGCUGCUGAGACGUGGGCGAUCUUUGAGAAACAUCGUCCAACACACGUCAUUCACCUCGCGGCCAUGGUGGGAGGCCUCUUCCUGCACUUGAGAAAGAACCUGGACUUCUGGAGAAAGAACAUGGCCAUCAACGACAACAUCCUGCACACAGCUCACGAGUUCAACGUGGUGAAGGUGGUCUCCUGCCUGUCGACGUGCAUCUUCCCAGAUAAAACCACCUACCCUAUAGACGAGACCAUGAUCCAUAACGGUCCUCCUCACACGUCUAACUCUGGAUAUGCCUACGCCAAACGGAUGGUCGAUGUUCACAACAGGGCUUUGUUUCAGCAGCACGGCCGACGCUACACCGCCAUCAUCCCCACAAACAUCUUUGGUCCACACGACAACUACAGUAUAGAGGACGCCCACGUUCUGCCUGCACUGGUUCACAAGGCCUACGUAGCAAAGAGGGACGGAACGGCUCUGGAGGUCUGGGGCUCUGGUAUUGGACUCCGGCAGUUCAUCUACUCUCUGGAUCUGGCUCGUCUCUAUCUGUGGGUGUUGAGAGAAUAUAACGAGGUGGACCCCAUAAUACUGUCAGUUGGAGAGGAUGAAGAGAUCACUGUGAAGGAUGUUGUGGAUGCGAUAGUCGAAGCCUUCGAGUUCAAAGGACCUGUGAUUUACGAUACGAGCAAAUCUGACGGUCAGCUGAAGAAAACAGCCAGCAAUGCCAAACUCCGCAGCUACCGUCCAGACUUCACCUUUACUCCUUUCAAACAAGCCGUCAAGGAGACGUGUGAUUGGUUUGCAGCCAAUUACGACAACGCCCGGAAAUGAGAGUCCUGCCACCCCUCCCCCCCCCCCCCUGCUGUGGAGAGAAACACAGCACUUCCUGCACUACAGAACCUCAGAAUCACCAGCUAGAUACUGUGAAUAAAGCCGUGAACACUCAGAUCUACAACAGAUUUACAGCAGAUUGAUCUGCUCAACCAGCAGGACUGAAUGUAUGAUUUUUGCACUACAACAUCUGCAGGACCUUCUCCAGUACCAAACAGUAGUAUCUAAGGUUUACAGGGAAUUGUGGGAAUGAAUGUGUUGGGUUUGAUGGGUGUUAUGGGUGGGGAGCUGUGAUGUGUGUUCUGAUGUGAUUUUUACUUGAAGUGCCUUUUUUAUGAUCCCAUGUUUCAUAAUCAAGUGAUUGAGAGGAUAUAUCCAUCUCUACUUUUAUUGAUGGAGAGAAACAAUUCACGUCAAAACGUCUGACCUUCCAACACGACUCAACGUUUUAGGUUAAGGUUAAGUUAUGGCAACAAAAUCAGCACAAUAAAACCCCUCUGUUGCAGAGUCUGUUGGUCUGUGUCUUUUUGAUUUACAGUCAAACGUAUAUGCUCUAUGUAUUCUUGUAUUAAUGAUCUACAUCUGAUUGGAAGAUGUGUGACUAUUUAUCUAAAAUAUCUAUGUAAUUAAAUAAAUGUUUGAUGGGCAAACAAAAAAA
Astyanax mexicanus (Mexican tetra) is the source of this 1725-nucleotide messenger RNA. Its product is annotated as GDP-L-fucose synthase. Gene Ontology annotation, molecular function: GDP-L-fucose synthase activity. Lineage: Eukaryota; Metazoa; Chordata; Actinopteri; Characiformes; Acestrorhamphidae. The record is from RefSeq and is a predicted model, not a curated record. Gene Ontology annotation, biological process: nucleotide-sugar biosynthetic process. The transcript is spliced from 10 exons. Bases 99 to 1067 code for a protein of 322 amino acids.